Messenger RNA from Miscanthus lutarioriparius, 1746 nucleotides. The record is from the annotation of a GenBank genome assembly. NCBI's taxonomy places the organism in Eukaryota, Viridiplantae, Streptophyta, Magnoliopsida, Poales, Poaceae.
AUGGGAGAGGUCGCGGACAUGUACACCCAAGACGGGACGGUGGACAGGAAGGGGAACCCCGCCGUGAAGAAGGACACCGGCAACUGGCGGGCCUGCCCCUACAUCCUCGCGAACGAGUGCUGCGAGAGGCUGGCCUACUAUGGCAUGAGCACCAACCUGGUGCACUACAUGAAGACCCGGCUUGGCCAGGUGAACAGCGUCGCCUCCAACAACGUCACCAACUGGAGUGGGACGUGCUACAUCACGCCGCUCAUCGGCGCCUUCUUUGCCGACGCCUACCUGGGGAGGUUCUGGACCAUCGCCAGCUUCAUGAUCAUCUACAUUUUCGGCCUGGCGCUGCUGACGAUGGCGUCGUCGGUGAAGGGGCUGGUGCCUACAGGGUGCGGCGACGAUGACGUGUGCCACCCGACGGACGCGCAGGCGGCAGUGGUGUUCGUGGCGCUGUACCUCAUCGCGCUGGGCACGGGCGGGAUCAAGCCCUGCGUGUCCUCCUUCGGCGCCGACCAGUUCGACGAGAACGACGAGCGGGAGAAGAAGAGCAAGAGCUCCUUCUUCAACUGGUUCUACUUCUCCAUCAACAUCGGCGCGCUGGUGGCGUCCACGGUGCUGGUGUACGUGCAGACGCACGUGGGCUGGGGCUGGGGCUUCGGCAUCCCCGCCGUGGUCAUGGCCAUCGCCGUCGUCAGCUUCUUCGUGGGCACGCCGCUGUACAGGCACCAGAAGCCCGGGGGCAGCCCGCUCACGCGCAUCGCGCAGGUGCUCGUCGCGAGCGCGCGCAAGUGGAACGUGGCCGUGCCCGCCGACAAGUCGCGGCUGCACGAGACGCUGGACAAGGAGUCCGGCAUCGAGGGCAGCCGCAAGCUGGAGCACACGGACCAGCUCGCGUGCCUCGACAGGGCGGCCGUCGUGACGGCCGAGGACAGCGCCGCGGCGGGGUCGGCGACGGCGAGCCCAUGGCGCCUGUGCACGGUGACGCAGGUGGAGGAGCUCAAGAGCGUGAUCCGGCUGCUCCCCAUCUGGGCGAGCGGGAUCGUGUUCGCGGCGGUGUACUCGCAGAUGAGCACCAUGUUCAUUCUGCAGGGCGACACGCUGGACCAGCGCAUGGGGUCCAAGUUCAAGAUCCCCUCGGCGACGAUGUCCAUGGUGGACACCAUCAGCGUCAUCGUCUGGGUCCCCGUCUACGACCGCGUCAUCGUGCCCAUCGUGCGCUCCUACACCGGCCGGCCCCGCGGGUUCACUCAGCUGCAGCGGAUGGGCAUCGGCCUCGUCGUCUCCAUCUUCUCCAUGGUGGCGGCGGGCGUGCUGGACAUAGUGCGGCUGCGCGCCGUCGCGCGGCACGGCCUGUAUGACAAGGACGACCACGUCCCCAUCUCAAUCUUCUGGCAGAUACCGCAGUACUUCAUCAUCGGGUGCUCGGAGGUGUUCACCUUCGUGGGGCAGCUGGAGUUCUUCUACGACCAGGCGCCCGACGCCAUGAGGAGCAUGUGCUCGGCGCUGUCACUCACCACACUCGCGCUUGGCAACUACCUCAGCACGGUGCUGGUGACCAUCGUGGCACACAUCACCACCAGGAACGGCAACAUCGGGUGGAUCCCGGACAACAUCAACCGCGGCCACCUCGACUACUUCUUCUGGCUGCUCGCCGUGCUCAGCCUCCUCAACUUCCUCGUCUACCUCGUCAUCGCCAGCUGGUACAAGUACAAGAAGACGGCCGAUGAUAACCCGGACGCCAAAGGGGAGCACUGA